Molecule: messenger RNA, 1200 nt
Organism: Trematomus bernacchii (emerald rockcod)
Lineage: Eukaryota; Metazoa; Chordata; Actinopteri; Perciformes; Nototheniidae
Gene: sfxn3
Product: sideroflexin 3
Exons: 11
Coding region: 138-1106 (322 amino acids)
Biological process (GO): monoatomic ion transport; serine import into mitochondrion
Cellular component (GO): mitochondrial inner membrane
Molecular function (GO): monoatomic ion transmembrane transporter activity
Source: RefSeq, a predicted model, not a curated record
UACCUCAUUUUGGGUGAAGCUGUGUUUUACGAUACUUUUUAAUGUACUUGAAAGCAGCACAGGUCCACCCGGUGGAGCUGUGUUAUUGAGAGGUCAUACAUUUUCGCAAAACAACGACUGUAAACCAGAGAGACAAGAUGUCUGAAGAUCUAUCCCUCAACAUAAACAUCAAGGAGCCAAGAUGGGACCAGGGCACGUUCAUGGGGCGCGCCAAGCACUUCUUCAUGGUGACAGAUCCCAGGAACGUCCUGCUGUCCUCGGACACUCUGGAGGACGCCAGAGUGACCAUGGAGAACUACAGAUCCGGGGUGGUGAAGCCUGGCCUGACAGAGGAUGAGCUCUGGAGAGCCAAGUACAUCUACGACUCCGCCUUCCACCCCGACACCGGGGAGAAGAUGUUUGUGAUUGGCCGGAUGUCCGCUCAGGUGCCAGUGAACAUGUCCAUCACCGGCUCCAUGCUCACCUUCUACAGGACUACUCCGGCAGUGGUGUUCUGGCAGUGGGUCAACCAGUCCUUCAACGCCGUCGUCAACUACACCAACCGCAGCGGAGACGCACCAAUGAGCGUGAAUCAGCUUGGUGUGGCCUACAUCAGCGCUACUACUGGAGCUGUAGUCACUGCCUUGGGAUUCAAAACCCUAGCUUCGCGUCUCCCUCCAAUCGCCAGCCGGUUUGUCCCCUUCGCUGCGGUUGCUGCUGCUAACUGCAUCAACAUCCCCUUCAUGAGGCAGAGGGAGUUGAAGUUCGGUAUCCCUGUGAUGGAUGAGAAUGGGAACAGGUUAGGAGAGUCCCCCAAUGCCGCCAAGCAGGCCAUCAUGCAGGUGGUGGUGUCAAGGAUCGGCAUGGCAGUGCCAGCAAUGGCCAUUCCCCCUGUGAUUAUGAAUUCCCUGGAGAAGAAAGCUUUCAUGAAGCGGUUCCCACUUCUAAACGCUCCUAUCCAGGUUGGCCUCGUCGGUCUAUGCCUGGUGUUUGCAACUCCUCUGUGCUGCGCCCUCUUCCCACAGAAAAGCUCUAUGAGUGUGAGCGGGCUGGAAGCAGAUCUGCAGGAGAGGAUACGAGAGACCAGUCCCAAGACCACCACCGUUUUCUUCAACAAGGGCCUGUAGGAUCUCACAACAUAUCUCCACACACUGCAGAGACACACACACACACACACACACACACACACACACACACACACACACACACACACACACACAC